AUGGCCCAGCCAGGCUCUCCCCCGACAACAGGGGAGAAGGCAACAGGGGAGAAGGCAACAGGGGAGAAGACAACAGAGGAGAAACUCCCGGGCCCCGUCAAGUCCCAACGCAAGACAGCAUUGCGGGAUUUCAUCCGCAUAUUCUCAUUCUCAACAUGGCUGGAUAAAGCAGUCCUCGUCGUUGCUUUCGUCUCUUCCUUGGGGGUUGGUGUUACCAUGCCCGUCAUGAACAUCAUUUUUGGUCGGAUGGUGGGCGCAUUCACCGGAUACUUCAGCGCGGAUCCGUCAACAACUUAUGAGAUGUUCAAGGACGCCAUAAAUACAUGCGCGUUAUAUCUUGUUGGCCUAUUCGGCAUCCGGCUCGCCCUCGACUACCUAGCAUAUCCUGUCUCCACACUCGAUGUCCUCCCGCCGGGGCAGACGGCCGCCAUUAUCACCCUCACAGCCAGCACGCUACAAACUGGCAUAUCCGAGAAACUAUCAGCUCUCCUCCAGGCGAUAUCAACUGUCAUUUCCGCCUUCAUCAUUGCCAUGUGCUACAGUUGGUCACUAGCCCUGAUCACUAGCAGUAGUCUGGUCUUGAUCAUCGGAACCUACGUGACGACUACUCCUGCUUUGGUGAAGCGGCUGAAUGAGGUACAACACGCAGACAUUCAGGCAUCGACCACGGCGAACGAGAUCUUUAGUUCCAUCAGAAUGGUUGCUGCUUGUGGGGCAGAUGAGAAAAUGGCUCGAAGGUACGGCAAGUGGGUGGAUGAAUCUCGCCGCCGUGGUUUGAGGAUGUCCCCGAUAAUUGCAUUACAGCAGGCGCCAGUCCAGUUCGCCGUAUACAGCACAUUUGCCCUUUCCUUCUGGUACGCCCUCAAAAUGCACAUGGACCGGCAAAUCAGUAGCGCGGAAACAUUGAUCGUUGUCCUCAUGUCGGUCAUGCUCAUGACCACCGCCAUCAGCGGCAUCACACCUCCGUUAUCCGCCGCUGCACGAGCUGCGGGUGCGGCCACAAUAUUCUACACCAUCCUCGACGCCCCGAAACCUGACAAGUCUGGCAUCAAACACCCUGAAGUGUCGGCAUCAGAGGAUAUUGUCCUCGAUCACGUCAACUUUGCUUAUCCGUCCAGGCCGGGUCUUAAGAUUCUAGACGAGCUAAGCCUUCGUUUCCCCGCUGGAAAGGUUACGGCGAUUGUUGGACCGUCCGGUUCUGGAAAGAGCACAAUCGUCGGGUUGUUGGAACGGUGGUAUGAGAUCGAGUUACCGGACAGUGGCCACCAGAGUUUAUCCUCGCGUAACGGCUCCAUCACUAUCGGUGGCCGACACAUAAGGGAGAUCGAUCUGAAGUGGUGGAGGAAUCAAAUUGGCCUUGUGCAACAAGAACCAUGUCUCUUCAACAACACCAUCUACGCCAAUGUUGAGUUUGGGCUUAUCGGCACCGAGUGGGAGGACUCAGAUUCAGAGACGAAAGAACGGCUAGUGAAACAAGCAUGCAUUGAGGCCUUCGCGGACGAGUUUAUCAACCGCUUGCCUGAUUCAACCGGCCCUAACACACAGCAGGGAUAUUCGACCACGGUGGGAGACGCUGGUAUUAAGCUCAGCGGUGGCCAGCGCCAGCGGCUGGCCAUUGCAAGAAGCAUUGUCAAGCGGCCAAAAAUAUUGAUUCUAGACGAGGCAACAAGCAGCAUUGAUGUUCGAGGCGAACAAAUGGUUCAAGCUGCUCUAGACAAGGUCUCAAAAAACAGAACAACGCUCGUCAUUGCACACCGCCUAGCCACCAUUAGAAAAGCGGACAAUAUCGUCGUUCUUCGGAAGGGCACCGCCGUACAACAAGGCACUCACGACAAUCUCAUGACGCAGGCGGAGGGUGCGUAUUUCGCCUUGGCCACCGCUCAGCAACUCACAGCGGCAUCCGAGGGACACCAAGGAGACAUGUCGCCAACUAGUGAUGUAGAGGUGACUGAGAAGACGAGCAUGGCAACAAUAACCACGCAGACGACAUUGGCCGAGUCAGCCUUCGACACGGAGGGUGAUUCGGCAGGCCAGCCCAAGGCUCGCGGUCUCUGGGGUAGCUUCGCUUUGCUGCUUGGCGAGCAAAAACACCGAAGGAUGUGGUACACGAUACUUCUCCUUAGUGCCAUAGGUGGCGGGUCCAGCCAGCCGAUACAGUCAUACUUGUUCGCAACCGAGCUUAUACUCUUCCAAUUUCGGGAGGAUUGGGUCCACGCCGCCGCAAACUUCUGGAGUUUGAUGUUUGUCAUGCUCGCCAUCUUCGUGGCGACCAGCUACUUUGCCUUGGGAUGGUCUUCAUCCACCAUUGCCUUUCACAUCACCCACCACUACCGCGGCGAAUACUUCAGCAACAUCCUCUCCAAGCCGGUAGCAUUCUUCGAUACCGAUACCCACUCUGUUGGCGCUCUCACGGCUCAACUGGCCACGGAUCCGAGCCAACUACAGGAGCUUCUUGGCACAAACAUGGCGUUUGUCGUCAUCUCCAUUCUUAACGUCAUUGGCUGUUUAGCAAUCGCGUUUUACUUUGGCUGGAAACUCACCAUCGUAACCCUCUGCUCCUCGAUGCCCCUUAUCAUUGCCGCGGCGUUCUUCAGGAUCCGACAUGAACGGCAGUUCGAGAAGAUGAACAGUGACGUCUUUGAGGAGAGUGCGAAGUUCGCUACCGAAUCCAUUGGGGCGUUCAGAACCGUAUCUGCCCUGACACUUGAAGAUACAAUCGCGCAGCGAUACAAGACACUCCUCCAGGAACAUAUCAAGAAGGCAUUCUGGAAGUCGAGUUGGACAACCCUAGUCUUUGCUGCAGCGGACAGCGUCAUCUUGCUUUGCAUGGCAUUUGUGCUCUGGUACGGAGGCGGUCUCAUGUUGAAGGGCGAGUAUACCUCGUUUCAAUACAUGGUUGUUUACAUUGCCGUUAUGCAGGUAAGUCCCCUGCCCAUGCCCCUUCACAUGACUACUAAUCUUUUCCAGGGAGCUCUCGGAACAGGGCGAUGGUUGAGUCAUUCGCCGAGUAUGUCUCUUACCCCCCUAUUUGUUGGAUACCAAAUUGACGGGGAAACAGACCUCGCAAAAGCCUCCCUUUCCGCCAAUCGAAUCAUAGGUAUGAGAGGCAGUGAUAAAGUUAAUGGGAAGCUCCUCUCUCUUGACGUUGGAAAUAUUGGAGAGGAGGACAUGGGAGUCAAGAUCGAGUUUGAGAAUGUGUGGUUCAAGUAUCCCACUCGAGAUGUGUCCAUCCUGAACGGACUCAGCCUGACGAUCGAGAAAGGGCAAUUUGCAGCGAUUGUCGGUCCAUCAGAUUUUACACCGCCAACUCGGGCCGAGUCGCCUACAACGGGUUGGACAUUUCAGAUCUUGACCUGA
Molecule: messenger RNA, 3357 nt
Organism: Chaetomium fimeti
Lineage: Eukaryota; Fungi; Ascomycota; Sordariomycetes; Sordariales; Chaetomiaceae
Exons: 15
Coding region: 1-3357 (1118 amino acids)
Biological process (GO): transmembrane transport
Cellular component (GO): membrane
Molecular function (GO): ABC-type transporter activity; ATP binding; ATP hydrolysis activity
Source: RefSeq, a predicted model, not a curated record